This is a messenger RNA of Aspergillus tanneri, 531 nucleotides long. It is a transcript of the gene ATG12, whose product is annotated as ubiquitin-like protein ATG12. Gene Ontology annotation, biological process: autophagy of mitochondrion; autophagosome assembly; C-terminal protein lipidation. The coding region runs from base 1 to 531 and encodes 176 amino acids. NCBI's taxonomy places the organism in Eukaryota, Fungi, Ascomycota, Eurotiomycetes, Eurotiales, Aspergillaceae. Gene Ontology annotation, cellular component: phagophore assembly site membrane; cytoplasm; Atg12-Atg5-Atg16 complex. The record is from RefSeq and is a predicted model, not a curated record. The transcript is spliced from 3 exons.
AUGGACCCAUCGUCCUCCCAAUCCCCAUCCGCCCCGGAGUCUCCAAAUUCCGACCAGAACCCGCCUACCACAAUUACAAAUCUGAGCCAUCGACCAGCCAGUCGAAAUAAAGCCUCAGACCCCGCAGCCAACGCCUCCGGUGCCCCUAUCCCAGAUGACGAUCAUGGCUCGGAUAUGCCGCUGACCAUGUCUGCUUCCGUGGUGCUAACGAGCCUGCCUCGAGACGCUCAUCAAGCACUAGCGGAUGCCGAAGCCAUGGAUACUGGUAAAGUUACAGUGCGCUUUCAGCCUCUUCCGUCGGCCCCGAUCUUGAAAAACCGAGUCUUCAAGAUCAGUGCUUCACAAAAAUUCGAAACCGUAGUCAAGUUCCUCAGGAAGAAGCUGGACUGCAAAGAUACCGACUCGGUUUUCUGCUACGUCAACAGCGUUUUUGCCCCCGGACUCGAUGAAGGAGUGGGAGGGCUAUGGAGGUGCUUUAGGACUGAUGAGCAAUUGAUCGUUGCUUAUUCUAUGACACCUGCGUUUGGUUGA